Messenger RNA from Manihot esculenta (cassava), 1542 nucleotides. RefSeq names its product 4-diphosphocytidyl-2-C-methyl-D-erythritol kinase, chloroplastic/chromoplastic. NCBI's taxonomy places the organism in Eukaryota, Viridiplantae, Streptophyta, Magnoliopsida, Malpighiales, Euphorbiaceae. Gene Ontology annotation, cellular component: chloroplast. Gene Ontology annotation, molecular function: ATP binding; 4-(cytidine 5'-diphospho)-2-C-methyl-D-erythritol kinase activity. Bases 155 to 1321 code for a protein of 388 amino acids. The record is from RefSeq and is a predicted model, not a curated record. Gene Ontology annotation, biological process: terpenoid biosynthetic process. The transcript is spliced from 11 exons.
UGUUCAAAAUUGUCUCCAGAUUUGAUAGAUAAACUAAUAGCAAUAUAAAAUAAUUAAGCAGCCAGCCACUGGACUUCUAAUAGUGCGCCUAGAGUCUACUAUUUCAAAACAAUUAAUACAUGUGCUUGAGACUGCAACUGCAGAGCCAGCAACCAUGGCUUCCGCUCAUUUCCUCUGUAACAACCAUGCUGUCCACCCUUCCUCCAAUUCCUUCGCCAAAAGCAAUCUACCGUCGUUGAGGCCAAGUGGGUCUGUCUCCUUUUAUCAAAGGCAAAGGACCCCUUUUCUCAAAGCCUCCAAGAAGCAGCUGGAGAUAGUUUACGAUCCUGAUGAAAGGUUGAACAAGUGGGCAGAUGAAGUAGACAAGAUUGCUCCUCUUUCAAGGCUCACUUUGUUCUCGCCUUGCAAGAUUAAUAUUUUUCUUAGAAUAACCGAUAAGAGAGAAGAUGGAUAUCAUGAUUUGGCAUCUCUCUUUCAUGUAAUUAGUCUAGGAGAUACAAUCAAGUUCUCUUUAUCUCCUUCAAAAUCGAACGACCGUUUAUCAACCAAUGUGUCUGGUGUACCCCUUGAUGAAAGGAAUUUGAUUAUUAAGGCCCUUAAUCUUUACAGGAAAAAAACUGGCACUGAUAACUUUUUUUGGAUUCAUCUAGAUAAAAAGGUACCUACUGGAGCAGGGCUUGGAGGUGGAAGCAGUAAUGCUGCAACUGCUCUAUGGGCAGCAAAUCAGUUCAGUGGUGGUCUUGCCACUGAGAAAGAACUGUUAGAAUGGUCAAGUGAGAUUGGUUCAGAUAUCUCUUUCUUUUUUUCUCAUGGAGCAGCCUAUUGUACGGGUCGGGGUGAAAUUGUUCAAGAUAUUCCUUCGCCAGUUCCUCUAGACCUUCCAAUGGUUCUCAUAAAGCCCCAGGAGGCUUGUUCAACUGCCGAAGUUUACAAGCGCUUUCAAUUGGAUAAAACCAGUCAGGUUGAUCCUUUAACAUUACUGGAGAAGAUCUCAAGAAAUGGCAUAUCUCAAGAUGUUUGUAUCAAUGAUUUGGAACUUCCUGCAUUUGAAGUUCUCCCAUCUCUUAAAAGAUUAAAGCAACGUAUAAUUGCAGCAAGCCGUGGACAAUAUGAUGCAGUUUUUAUGUCUGGGAGUGGAAGUACCAUUGUCGGGAUUGGUUCGCCAGACCCUCCACAAUUUAUUUAUGAUGAUGAUGACUACAAGGACGUUUUCAUUUCAGAGGCUAAGUUCUUGACUCGUGAAGCAAAUCAGUGGUACAAAGAACCUACUUCAACCGCUACUUGUAGCACGCCACCUGAUUUCUCGGAGUCUAUUGAGUGACUUACAUAUAUUUUGUGAGAAAAAUGAUGCAGCGUUUUUAUAUAUCUAAUCUCCCACGAACGAUACGUUAUGGGAAUGUUGAUUUUUCCAUCUUAAGAAUAGUUUUUAAAGUUUGUUGUCAUGAACAAAUAAGAGCAAAAACUCAUCUCAAAUCUUGCAUUCGUUGUAGUGUCACAGGCAAAAUAGUUCUGACUAAUUUUUCACUUGGCAAGGUUAUGACU